Molecule: messenger RNA, 840 nt
Organism: Ostreococcus lucimarinus CCE9901
Lineage: Eukaryota; Viridiplantae; Chlorophyta; Mamiellophyceae; Mamiellales; Bathycoccaceae
Exons: 1
Coding region: 1-840 (279 amino acids)
Source: RefSeq, a predicted model, not a curated record
AUGUUCCCAAACAUGGACUGGGCGUGUUUGGAGGAGGCGUUGAUGAAUACUGGGGGCGAUGUCGAGCUCGCCAUGGAGCUGUUGAUGGACGAUGAGAUACCCGAUAUACCCGCUCCGGACGUGGACGACGCAGAGGCGUUUCCAUCGCUUGGAGGCGGUGGCGGCGGGACGUCCACGUCCGCGCCUCGAGCGCCAGAACCACUGCCAAAGAAAAUAUUCCUUUCGGGUGGAAUGUCGAACGUCAAUAAAGCGUCUGCGUCGGUGAAUUGGAACACACGAGCGACAAAAACGGAGACGGCAUCGGUUUCGGCGAGUGGUAAGAUUGAGCGAGGCGUACGGGAUGGUACAAAGACGAAGAUUGAGUGGGUAGAAACGGGAGCCGCGGUGUCGCAGCUUUACGCCGCAAAUCGAGACGAGGCGCGCGACUACGCCAGAGUGCGAAAUGUAUGCUACGAGCAAGCUACGAAUGCGUACUUGAGCGGUAACAAAGCUUUGGCUAAAGAGUUAUCUCGUCAAGGCCGCGAGGCUGCGGCAAAGAUGUCUCAGGCCCAUGCGCAGGCCGCACACAACAUUUAUCAUAGCAGAGGUGGCGGUAGCGACGGCGUGAUCGAUUUGCACGGUCUACACGUUGCAGAAGCAUUGUCCCUUCUACGCCGCGAAUUGUCUAGGCUCCGCGGUAGUGGAUGUUCGCAUGCGCAAAUUUUAGUGGGGACUGGGCAUCACACCGUCGGGUCGAGAACGCCUUCUCGGCUUCCCGUUGCAGUUGAAACCUUCUUACAGGAACACCACUGGCGAUUCAGCGAACGUCAGGCAGGCCUUCUAGAAGUCAGCUUAGACUAG